UGACUUCAAAAAUGAAAUGUUAAAUAUUGAAUGUGUUCGCUGAAACGUUUGACACAAAAGCCGCAUAUAAAAACGCGGAGAAGUUUAAAUGCAGCAUUUUAUUUAUAUCGCUUAAAGGACAGGGAAAUUAGUAAAGUAGCACAAACCCACAGGCAACUGCUACGCGUACUUAAGUUAUUUAACGGCAAAAUGGGGUUGUUUCUUUCAAAACUUAGUAAAUUGUUCGAGGAUUGGGGUACUUCGCAGGCGAGAAUCUUAAUGCUUGGUUUGGAUGCAGCUGGAAAGACAACAGUACUCUACAAGAUCAAACUGAAUGAAACAGUAGCAACUAUCCCUACAAUAGGAUUCAAUGUAGAAACUGUAACACCUGUGAAGGGCCUCACAUUUACUGUAUGGGAUGUCGGCGGUCAGGAUAAAAUCAGACCGCUAUGGAGACACUAUUUCCAAAACACUGAAGGUCUAGUCUAUGUCGUAGACAGCGCGGAUCGGGAGAGAAUGUCAGAGGCCCGGGAAGAACUGUUUGGUAUUCUAGAAAGCGACGAGAUGAGAGGCGUACCCGUCUGCAUUAUAGCGAACAAACAAGAUCUUCCAAAUGCUCUGAAUCCAUCGAAAGUUAUUGAUGAACUAAACUUACACAAGCUCACUGGGCGGAAGUGGUAUGUCCAAGCUGCGUGCGCAACUACCGGAGAAGGUAUUUACGAGGGAAUGCACCAGCUAGCAUCAAUGGUGAAAGCAUUUAAGAAAGGACACUGAAUUCUAUCAGUCAAUUAAAUAAUAAAAACUCGCCGAGUAAGCAGGCUGAACUCGGUUAAUAAUGGUUCUCAGGCUAUAAUAGCAAAAUGUAAAAUGCCAUAAACUGGCAGAAGAGACCACACGUCACAACUGUACAUAACUGACUUGACGUGUUAAAAACUUUGGUAUGUGCAAUAUUUUACUUAACAGUGUAUGCUUGAGAAUUUUGCCUCUUGACAAGUAAUGACUUUCUUGUGGCUAUUAUUCGUUAGAUAAUGUAACGACACAGUGAAAUCAAGAUAUCCAAACAAACUGACUUUGUCAUAUGUUUAUUCAUAUCAUGAAAAAUAUCAUACCUAUACAUGUGUUCACAAUUCAUUAUAUUGGCCGGACAUGUAAAUUUCUUAGUAUAAGCCUUUGUUUUUAAAUGUAAAUUAUUGUAAAUAUGUAAAUAUUAACAAUUUUGUUAUUUAAUUUGUUGUAGAUAUGUAAAUUUUAAAAUUUAUGUAAAAUUUUUUAUUUUUGAUAGUCUGUAAUACACAUGAAGUUUCUGUAUUAUACAGUUUAAAAUUCCA
This is a messenger RNA of Mercenaria mercenaria, 1307 nucleotides long. RefSeq lists its product as uncharacterized. Lineage: Eukaryota; Metazoa; Mollusca; Bivalvia; Venerida; Veneridae. Gene Ontology annotation, cellular component: cytoplasm; plasma membrane. The transcript has 4 exons. Gene Ontology annotation, biological process: vesicle-mediated transport; intracellular protein transport. Gene Ontology annotation, molecular function: GTPase activity; GTP binding. The coding region runs from base 31 to 753 and encodes 240 amino acids. The record is from RefSeq and is a predicted model, not a curated record.